This is a messenger RNA of Cladocopium goreaui, 2475 nucleotides long. Lineage: Eukaryota; Dinophyceae; Suessiales; Symbiodiniaceae. The record is from the annotation of a GenBank genome assembly.
AUGUGGAAUGAUGUGGAACAAGAGAAGAAAGUGGUGCAGACCGAAUUCUCUUGGUUACUUGCAUUUUUGGUUCGAAUGCUGAUGCAAGGGACAGGGUUUGUAGGUAGGUUGUGUUCAAAGCACGACUUGCAUGGGCAGUAUGAACAUGUGUUGCGUGUGACGACAGCGAUGAUGCUUCCCUGGCGUGCUAUGCGGCUGAAGUUGACACAUGAGGAUGCGCCGAAGCACAAGUCGCUCGUGACAUCUGUUGGCUGGUACAAGACAGGCAAGCAGUAUGAGCUUAUCUCUGCGGGGGAUGAUCAGGAAAUAUGGAAAUGGCAUGUUGAAGGUUCGCCGAUUGCGAAGCUUUGCAGCUGUGAGUCCUACUGCACGGCCAUGGCUUGGAUGCCGAGUGGCAAAGGUUCAGACAAUGCCUUUGCUUUGGGCUGUGCUGAUGGUACCUUUCGACUCAUUAGUGAAAUGGGUCGAGAAGAAAAGAAGGUGGAUGCACAUCGAGGUGCUGUGAUUUCCCUUAGAUGGAGCUUUGAUGGUUCGGCCAUCGCAACAGCUGGGGAGGACGGGAUUGUGAAGGUAUGGUCUCGAAGUGGCAUGCUACGAUCGGCGCUCGCACAGCAGUCUCAUGCAAUCUACUCCGUUGUCUGGUCUCCAGACUGUGAGCACAUCCUUUUUGCUUGCAGUUCCAAGAUCCACCUGAAGUCCAUCCAGGCUGGACAAAAGCAAGUGGAGUGGAAGGCUCACGAUGGAGUCGUGAUGAUGCUUGACUGGUCCUUUGUCAACAACACGAUCCUUUCCGCCGGUGAAGAUUGCCGGUACAAGAUUUGGGAUGCCUAUGGGCGCCUUCUCUUUAAUUCAGCACCUCUUGAUCACGUUGUGACCUCCAUUGCUUGGUCCCCAACAGGCCGGCAUUUUGCCGUUGGAAGCUUCAAUACCUUGAAGCUUUGUGACCGAACCGGUUGGUCCUACUGCAGAGAGACGCCAGACGUGGGGUCAAUCUUUUCGAUCUCGUGGUGCAACGACGGCACACAACUGGCCUGCGGCACUGGUAGCGGGCAUGUGGUCUUCGGAAGCCUAGUGGAUCGCUCUUGCACGUGGCAGAAUAUGGAUGUGACGCUCGACGAGAACAACACCAUUACUGUGGUUGAUAUUUUGAAUGAAACCAAGGAGGAGUUGGACUUCAGAGAUCGAGUCACUGACAUGUCCUUAGCCCAUGGAGCACUGGUGGUGAACACAAACAGCCAAUGCUUCGUGUAUCAAUCCACCAAUUGGAACACGCCCCAUGUAGAAGAUUUGAAAGAGCCGCCGAUGCUGAUUGUUCAGUGUCCACAUCACUUUGCUUUGGUUGACGCUGUCGGCAUUCAGAUCAUCAACUACGAAGGUCGGCAGCUUUCUACCAUCAAAAUGAGUGGUUUGCGGUACGAGCACUUGAACCACCAGACUCUGAGUAUUUGCAGAGAUGCUGUUGCGCUGGUAGAUCCUUCCCAACCGAAGCAGAUUCGUGUGUUCGAUGUGUUCACUGGUCGCGCGAUGGGGAACCCCAUUAUGCACAAGCUCGACAUCAUCCGCAUUUCACUCAACCAGCAUGGCUCUGGCAGCGACCGGAAAAUUGCCAUUCUGGACAAGAACAAGGAUUUGUACUUGACCCAAGCUUUACAGGCUGACAAGACUGAGAAAUUGGGUGCGAUGGUGGACACGUUUAUGUGGAAUGACAGCACAGAUAUGCUCGUUGCGCUGAUGGAUGAGAAGCUGGUGAAUUUCAUUUACCCCACGGUGGUCUUCGUAGAUAAGGAUUUGCUGCCUAAGACGCAGCAGUCCAAGACUUGCGCAGAUGCUGGCAAGUAUGCUCAAAUCGUGGCCUUCUACGGCUCGAACUGUACCAUUAGAAAGGCAGAUGGAUCUGACUUGGCCAUGGUCAUGACGCCUUAUCCGCAAUUGCUUUAUCAGCACUUUGAAAAGGGCCAGUGGGAGCAGGCAGUGCGGCUUUGCAGAUAUGUCAAGACGCCAGAGCUGUGGGCAUCUUUAGCGGCCAUGGCUAUUCACCAAAGGGCCCUUGACACCGUGGAAAUCGCGUUGGCUGCCAUUGACGAGAUCGACAAAGUUCAGUUUGUGGCCCACAUCAACAAAUUGCCUGAUGAUGUGUUGCGCUCUGCUGAGCUGGCGCUGUUCUGCAAACGGCCAGAUGAGGCUCUCAACAUUUUACUGCAAAAUCGUCGGAUAUUCCGAGCGAUCAAGAUGAACAUCCGUUUACACAGAUGGAAUGAUGCUCUGGAACUGGCAAAGAAACACCAGACCCACGUGGACACAGUUCUCGCCUACAGACAGCAGCACCUGCAGCAAAUGAAGCACGUCGAAACCAACGACGACUUCAAACAUUGGGCUGCUGAGGUUCCAGUGGACUGGGAGACAGUGAAGCGAAAGAUGGCCCUGGAGAAGGACCAGGAGAUCAGAGCUGCCAACGGCGAAGUUGGUGGUGGUUAG